This is a messenger RNA of Argentina anserina (silverweed cinquefoil), 928 nucleotides long. Its product is annotated as transcription initiation factor TFIID subunit 9. Gene Ontology annotation, biological process: RNA polymerase II preinitiation complex assembly; DNA-templated transcription initiation. Gene Ontology annotation, molecular function: protein heterodimerization activity; RNA polymerase II general transcription initiation factor activity; transcription coactivator activity. The transcript is spliced from 3 exons. Bases 240 to 770 code for a protein of 176 amino acids. Gene Ontology annotation, cellular component: transcription factor TFIID complex; SAGA complex. The record is from RefSeq and is a predicted model, not a curated record. NCBI's taxonomy places the organism in Eukaryota, Viridiplantae, Streptophyta, Magnoliopsida, Rosales, Rosaceae.
AGUUAAUUCCACCCUCGUUCAGUUCUUCCUAACCCGGACUAAAGUUCCGGGACAUUUUUCUCCUCCCGCUCACCUGAGCCCUAGCAAUCCUUCACUGCCCUCUAUCUCUCACGCAAACCCAGACGGCCUCCUUCUGUCUACCUUAACGGCGACACAAAACCAGGACAUUGUCGAUUUGGUAGUUUGGUCAGUUCCAGUAGCUCUACUUCUACCUAAUAGAAUUACCCAGAAACUAGAAAAUGGCAGGGGAAGAUGAGGACUUGCCUAGAGAUGCAAAGAUUGUGAAGAGGCUGCUAAAAUCAAUGGGAGUGGAGGACUAUGAACCUCGUGUUAUUCACCAAUUCUUGGAGCUUUGGUAUCGGUACGUGGUGGAUGUACUCAGUGAUGCUCAAGUUUACUCUGAGCAUGCUGGCAAGGGGGCGAUCGAUUGCGACGAUGUCAAGCUUGCCAUUCAGUCCAAGGUCAAUUUCAGCUUCUCGCAACCCCCUCCAAGAGAGGUUCUGCUGGAGUUGGCCAGAAAUAGGAACAAGAUCCCACUGCCAAAAUCCAUCGCAGGGCCUGGAGUGUCACUUCCACCGGACCAGGACACCUUAAUCAGCCCAAAUUAUCAACUGGCAAUCCCAAAGAAACAAGCAGCUCAACCAGUUGAAGAAAUGGAAGAGGACGAAGAAACUGUUGAACCCACUCCACCCCAAGAGCAGAGGCCAACUGAUCUGCCACAGAAUACACCCCACAGGGUAUCUUUUCCCCUUGCUAAACGCACCAAUUGAAAGCUAUACAUGGUACGUUAGGGAAGACGCCUGGGAGUUCACUUGGACUAGAAAAGCGAUAUCAAACUGUUGCUAACUCAUCACACGUCGAUUUGUAAUGAUAUUGUUACAUGUAUUAGAAUGUUGAACUCUGUGCCAUUUACUUUUGGUAUCUUCAA